Penicillium subrubescens is the source of this 1461-nucleotide messenger RNA. RefSeq lists its product as uncharacterized. NCBI's taxonomy places the organism in Eukaryota, Fungi, Ascomycota, Eurotiomycetes, Eurotiales, Aspergillaceae. The coding region runs from base 1 to 1461 and encodes 486 amino acids. Gene Ontology annotation, biological process: transmembrane transport. The record is from RefSeq and is a predicted model, not a curated record. Gene Ontology annotation, molecular function: transmembrane transporter activity. The transcript has a single exon.
AUGGCUACGAUCAAGUCCGCCGAGGAGAACAUCUCCUCUCCCGACACGGUCGGCAACACCUCUCCCGAUCAUGUCGCUCCACCAUCGCUCCACCAGAAGAAUAUCUUCGCAAGGAUCCGUCAUGACCCGUGGUUCCAGAUCAUCUUGAUUUCUUUCAUUGCGUUCUGUAAUCCGGGCAUGUACAAUGCCCUCACCGGCAUGGGCGGCUCGGGCCAGGUUGACAGCACCGUCUCGGCCAAUGCCAAUGUGGCCACCCACGCUGCUACCGCUGGCGCGGCUCUCGUGGUGGUCGGAACUCUAUACAAGUAUCUGGGCCCGCGUCUCUCGCUUCUCAUUGGUGGUUGGACCUAUGCUUUGUACGCAGGUGCCUUGCUGAACUCCAUUCGAGUGAAGAACGGUGGGCCCUUUGUGAUUGCCUCUGGUGCGCUGCUCGGUCUGGGGGCUGCCUUCUUCUGGGUCGCACAGGGCACUAUUAUGGUGACCUAUACCAAUGAUCAGACACGCGGCCGAGCUAUUGGUGUGUUCUGGGUGAUUUUCAACCUGGGCGGAACGAUUGGCUCGCUCGCCAGUUUUGGACUGAAUUACCACUCAAAGUCUGGCACUGUGACCGAUUCGACCUACAUUGCUUAUAUUGUCAUCAUGUUGUUUGGAUGGGCGCUGUCCGUCUUGGUCUGCUCGACAGAGAGUCUUUCCGAGAAAUACCACGGUCAUCGCAUUGCCCAAGAAUCGAAAGCGUUCAACUUUGGGAACUUGAAGUCGACCGUGAUUCAGGUUCUUCGCAUCGUUUUUGACUGGAGGAAUCUGUGUCUUUACCCGAUGUUCUAUAACGCGAACGUCUUCUAUUCCUAUCAGCAGAACAGCGUGAACGGUUUGACUUUCAACUUACGCACACGGUCCCUCAAUGGUGCACUUUACUGGAUUGCUCAAAUGGCCGGCGGCCUUCUGAUGGGGCUGAUUCUCGACCUCCACCACCUCAAUCGCCGGACGCGCGCUAUCACCGGAUGGGCAAUUCUUUUUGUCACUGGAAUGGUAAUCUGGGGCGGUGGAUAUCAGUUCCAGGUAUGGGAUGAUAAACGCCUUGCACUCGGUUUCAAACAGGAUAUCGACUACAACGAUGGCAGCAAAUUCCUUGGUCCCAUGUUCCUUUACUUCUUUUAUGGCGCCUACGAUUCUUUCUGGCAGGCAUUUUGCUACUGGAUUAUGGGUGCUCGGUCGCGCGAUCCAGUGGUCAAUGCCGUUGUCGUUGGAGCAUACUCUGCCUUGAAACCUGCUGGCGGAGCCAUGGCUUGGAGAAUCAAUGCAGAGAAGGUCAGCCCGAUGAAGCAGUUUGCUAUGAACUGGGGCCUCAGCAUCGGUAGUCUUCUGGUGGCAAUUCCAACUGUGAUGACAAUCAAGAAGUCAGAUAAAGAUUUGGAGGAUGAUAACUCGGUUGACAGGAUUGAAGAGCCCGAGAAAAAUUAA